Lineus longissimus is the source of this 2254-nucleotide messenger RNA. Its product is annotated as haloacid dehalogenase-like hydrolase domain-containing 5. The transcript has 8 exons. NCBI's taxonomy places the organism in Eukaryota, Metazoa, Nemertea, Pilidiophora, Heteronemertea, Lineidae. Gene Ontology annotation, biological process: glycerophospholipid biosynthetic process. The record is from RefSeq and is a predicted model, not a curated record. Gene Ontology annotation, cellular component: mitochondrion. The coding region runs from base 105 to 1547 and encodes 480 amino acids.
AUGGUUACCCAUCUGAAGCAAACAUGAAUAGGUCAUUUAGAAAAGAGCUAUAACGCAACCACCCAACUCUACCUGCGUUCCUCUCAACGCUGAUCGCAGUAGUGAUGUCUUCGCCUACCAUAAGUCCGAAAAUCAAACUAAAAACAUGCGGAAAGAUACUAGACUCGCCCCGGACAAUUCGGGAGGAACGGCGCCUUAGCGCCAGCGAAGAUGCAGACGAUUUCCUGAGCGAUGAUGACGCGGUGUUUACUGAAAAUGCGCAAAGCGGGGAUGAGCAGCAGGAGCCAGAACUAAAUCAGCCUCGAUAUGGCGUCCUGUUUGACAUCGACGGUGUCAUCGCGCGUGGUUCCAAGCCUCUCCAAGCAGCUAAAGACAUGAUGCCAUACCUCCUGAACCCUGACAACAGCCCGAGGGUGCCCAUCGCCUUUUGCACGAACGGCUGCAACAAAGACGAGGACAAGGCCAAGGCGCUGUCCGAAUGGUUGGGGGUCGAGAUCACCAGGGACCAGGUCAUCCACGCUCAGACUCCUCUACGAGUGUUCAAGUCUUACCAUGACAAAUACACGCUGGUCCUUGGACAGGGCCCUAUCAGGGAAAUAGCCUCAGAUCUUGGCUUCACCAACAUAUGUACCAUUGAUGACAUCAUCAGGGGGUUCCCAUUAUUGGACAUGGUCGAUCAUGCCAACAGGAAGAAAGUGGCGAAUGGAUACCAGGCGAACGAAGACGUAAAGCGAGUUGAAGCUAUCGUGAUGUUCGGCGAGCCAAACAAAUGGGAGUCUCAUCUACAACUGUUAAUCGACUUGCUGGUGACAGAUGGCUACCCCACCAUGGCACCAGAGGGCUUCCCCGAGAAGCAUCUACCAAUCCUCGCCUGUAACAUGGACCUUGUCUUCAUGGCCGAGGCCUGCAUGCCGCGGUUCGGAAACGGGUCCUUUUUGGUGUGUUUAGAAAGUCUUUAUAAGAAAAUUACGGGUUACGAUCUGCAGUACACGGCACUGGUGGGCAAACCGAGCGAGAUCACUUAUCGGUAUGCGGAACAUGUCAUCACUAUGCAAGCCAAGAAGAUGGGUUUCAAGGAGCCUAUCAUGAAACUCUAUUUUAUUGGAGACAACGCCGAAGUUGAUAUCGUUGGUGCCAAUCUCUACGACCAGUACAUGCAGCGACAGCGGCGGCGUAGCUUCCAAAUGUUCGAGGAAAUGGGAGGGAUGAUUGACAUCACGAGAUUACGUAACGAGAUCGCCAUUUCAAAAUGUCGCGCAGUUCCCUCAGAGGCUAUAUUCAGUACGCAGACGGUGCGCAAGAUUGACGGGAUUCUUGUUGGGACGGGGGUGUUCGACCCAGAGAAGGAAGAGAAACUCUCGGAGAAGCAGAGGUCGACUUACCGUGGCCACAGGGACUUUGAUACGAAUGCUUACAGUGAGUUGAGGAAACCCACCAUAUAUGUUGACGAUGUUUGCGAGGCCCUCAAAUACAUUAUCGGCCAGGAGAGGAUGUUUGGUUCUGAAAAUAUCAAACCACAGCGAGACUCUUUAGACUCGGAAUCAUAAUUUUCAUAAUUUUAUUGUCCCUAAGUCCUAUAUACAUGUAUAUAGCUUUAGGAAAUGCUUGUUGGCAACGUCAUUCACAAGACUUAAUAUAAUAUAUAAUACUGGGUGACACAAAAACGAUUUUAUACUUCUGAUUAUGAGUAACUCCCGCCAUAAUAUCAUCAAAAAUUUACCGAAUUCCGGCCACAUGAAGCCAAAGAUUACGAGCGAUCUUUAGCACCCAAGUUUGAUCUAUUACCCGGUAUAAACGUAUUGCGCAAUACCACGGUAACCAUUUACGAUCAUAUUUCUAAGUUUAAUUGGACGUUAUUGGUUAUCUGUCAAGCUCGAAUCAAAAGUAUUGAUUUUUUUGUGUCACCUUGUAGGAUUUGUCUUGAAUAAAAGACGCACCGAAAUUGUGAUGUCCGGACCAAGGUCUUUCAAAAGGGUGUAUAUAUUCUGGUCAGAUCGCUUUGUACAGAAACGAGAUGUUUGCAUCUUUGUAUGUUCUAAGGGGGAUUAUUGUUAUUAUUUGUAUCACAAUGAUGGUGCUUCAGAUAAACUGCAUAGCCUACAUGAAGCAGUAGCCCAACCGUUGUUGGCCUGUAGGCCUAAUCUUACAUCCACAUUAAUGCAUUUCACUGUACAAAUUAAAUUAUUAAACUGCUAGAUGAUGUACAUAUGUUUUCAUGUAAAAGCAGAUUAUCAUAAACCUAAUAUCUAAAAUA